UUUAAACUAUGAUAGAAUGACUGUAGCAUAGCCACUUGUGUCACUCUGUAUUCCUCUGUAUUUCUUUAAGCUCCAUGGGCCUCAUCUCAAAUGACCAAAGACGUCUCCCCUCAGCUGAAUCAGGCCACCAUCAUUGAACUCCACCCUGCUUCCACCUACAACAUCCGCAUGUUUGCCAAAAACCAGAUCGGCGAAAGCAGACCGAGCAAUGAGCUGACCAUCACCACAGAUGAAGCACCACCAGACGGCGCUCCUCAAGACGUGCAGCUGGAAGCAAUCUCAUCCCAAAGCAUCAAAGUCACAUGGAAGCCUCCCCUCAAACACUUGCAGAAUGGUUUGAUCCGAAGCUACCAAGCGUGUUAUCGAGAAUUUGGGACAGGGGGCAGCCCACAAUACAACACCAUCAAUGUAGACACCACAGGGGACAUUGAAACCCUCGCCCUGGAUAACCUGAAAAAGUACACCCAGUAUGAGGUGCGGGUGCAAGCAGCCAAUCGUGCAGGCAUGGGUCCCACUUCGGAGGAAAUCACCAUCACCACGCUAGAGGACGUGCCCAGUCGCCCACCUGAGAACGUUGUGACAACAGCUACAACCCCUGAGACUAUCUCCCUGUCCUGGUCUGCUCUGCCCAAAGAAGCGCUCAACGGCAUGCUGCUUGGAUAUCGUGUCAUCUACUGGGCCAACCUACCUGAUGGAGGUCCGGCAGGGUUAUGA
This is a messenger RNA of Sinocyclocheilus grahami, 714 nucleotides long. RefSeq names its product Down syndrome cell adhesion molecule homolog. Gene Ontology annotation, molecular function: cell-cell adhesion mediator activity. The record is from RefSeq and is a predicted model, not a curated record. The transcript has 4 exons. Bases 91 to 714 code for a protein of 207 amino acids. Gene Ontology annotation, biological process: axon guidance; brain development; cell-cell adhesion. Lineage: Eukaryota; Metazoa; Chordata; Actinopteri; Cypriniformes; Cyprinidae. Gene Ontology annotation, cellular component: plasma membrane; axon.